AUGGCUGCUUGUGACAUGGACGAGACACCAACAGAUGGUCUUGAAGAACUUGGAGAGGCUUGCCAGCACCAGUUGCAGGCCUACGCGGCUGUGGAACGUGCAAACGGGAAAGGAGCCUGCAAGGGAUCAGGAAAGGGCAAGGACAAAGGCAAAGGGAAGGGCAAGAGGACUUGCCAGUCUGAAGGAAAACAAUCGUUGGAGUCCUAUAAGCAACCACCGAAGAAGAGAGCCAAGAAGGGUGAGCAACUGCCUGAAUCGGCUGCAGCGCCUAAGGCAGCUCCAGCCAGGCUGGAGAUUUCAGCUGUGGUGCCCUUGAACACCCACGACCGUCGUUGGGACCAACUGGCAACAAUCAAGGGCAAGUCCACCGGAUCGUUGGCAUUCCAACAGAGGCCACCAAGCAGUACUUCCCGAAAGUGGACUUGCAAGUAUUCUGCAUGGGAGAGACUCCCGCCGGGGAGCCGACAUCGGGCAGCAGCAGCUGGCACUGUGACCACGGCCAUUAUGGGGCGCCAGACUCUUGAGGAGGCAGAGGAAGCGAUCCUCCGCAGGCGUCCUAUUCAGUUGCAAGCAGCCUUCAGAGAUUGGAAGCUGUCAAACUGGGUCCACAAGGCAGUGGCAUGCGCGGCCUCUGAGAAGUCGCACGUGCACAUCCUCUCCGAAGAUGGGGGGAACAUGGUGUUCCGGGCAGUGACCAGGAUCAGGUGGGCUGGCGAGGGAGCAGGAGAGCGCAAGCUCACGGAGGAGCCCGAGGCGGAGGAGCCUCAUGCUGGCCUAUGCACUGGCUGGUACUUCCAGAGUGACUGGAGCGCCGCCAGCAAAAGACGAAGAAGUUACGGGAGCUGA
Cladocopium goreaui is the source of this 846-nucleotide messenger RNA. The record is from the annotation of a GenBank genome assembly. NCBI's taxonomy places the organism in Eukaryota, Dinophyceae, Suessiales, Symbiodiniaceae.